AUGGCACUGUGCUGCUUCUUGGGUCUCGCCUGCGUACGUCGCGAUCUUCAACUCCCGCACCAGUGCGUUUCGAAAACAAGAGAACAUACAUCGCUUCGAAAUGACUGGACUCGCGGACGUCCAUCCAAGCGAUGUCAAAAAGAGCGAUGGGCGACAUUCCCUCGGCGCCUACCCGCCGUUCAUCUGGGCGCCACGAGCAUCGCUUUCUCCCAUGCACUGCCUCACCCGUGCCGUGCAAUCUGGGAACACGACCAACGCUUUGAAAAAGUAGAGUUUCUACGGACCGGACGGCCGUGUCUCAGUGUCUACAACAGGCAACGUCGACAACGACUCGGCGAGCUUGGGAUGGAGCUGUGA
Aphanomyces invadans is the source of this 357-nucleotide messenger RNA. RefSeq lists its product as hypothetical. The coding region runs from base 1 to 357 and encodes 118 amino acids. The record is from RefSeq and is a predicted model, not a curated record. The transcript has a single exon. NCBI's taxonomy places the organism in Eukaryota, Oomycota, Saprolegniomycetes, Saprolegniales, Verrucalvaceae.